AAAAAGAAAAAGCCCUCUGCUCUAUUCCGAAAUGGAGGUAUGGCCACAGCGCAUGCGCACAGGCUCUACAACUAUCCAGUCCCGUCCACAAGCCUCAGACAUCAACAAGAGAGCGGGUUACUGAUGCGGGUUGAUUUUCAUAUUAGUUACAUUGCAGCGACGCGUUGUCAAGAUUACCACUUUGUAACAACUACAGGAAACUUGCAACGAGAUGUUUGGCUUUCAUAAGCCGAAAAUGUACAGGAGUUUGGACGGCUGCUGCAUCUGCCGCGCCAAAUCAUCAAGCUCUCGUUUCACGGACAGCAAGCGGUAUGAGAAAGACUUCAGGAGCUGUUUCGGGUUGUGUGAAACGCGAUCUGGAGAAAUUUGUAAUGCCUGUGUGCUCCUUGUGAAGAGAUGGAAAAAACUCCCUGUGGGGUCCAAGAAGAACUGGAAUCAUGUGGUUGAUGCGAGAGGAGGUCCAAGCCUAAAGAUAACUGCCAGGCCAAAGAAGAUAAAGUCCAUCUCCAAGAAGGCGAGGCCGAGCCAGAUCAGCAGGCUGCAGAAAGAGCUUAAAAGAAACAAUUCAGAUGCUCACAGCACCACGUCCAGCGCCUCUCCGGCUCAGUCUCCCAGCUACAGCAACCUGUCCGACGAGGGCUCUGACUCCGAGCUCAGCCCUGGGUCCAGCCGCUCUCCAGUUUUCUCCUUCCUGGAUCUCACAUACUGGAAGAGGCAAAAGGUGUGCUGUGGAAUCAUCUACAAGGGCCGUUUUGGGGAGGUUCUCAUCGACCCUCAUCUGUUCAAGCCCUGCUGCCGCAAGAAGCAGCGGCGGCAGCAGCAGGAAGAGGAAGAGGGCUACGAGGAGGAGGAGGACGACGAGGAGGAGGUAGAGGUAGAGGAGGGGCGGGCGGGGGAGGAGGAGGAGGAGGUGAAAGGAGAGCAGUCGCAGAUGGAAGAGGAAGCGAAGGAGCCGCCAACCUGCGAGGAAAGCACAGCUGCUCCACAGCUAUGUGUUACCAUGACGACGCCUCCGGCCAAGAGCGGGGCGGCAGAAGAGGAGUGGUAACGCCGAAACCCACCUGUGCACGUCUCUGAGGAAGUCUGGAGGUGCUUGUUUUUCAAGCACUUACAGCGUGAAGUUGCCUCAGAUUGCCUUCAAUCAAAAAGCAGCUGAAAAUCUUUGGUCUUCGACAUAAUACUGUUGGCGGUUUGUUUGUUGUGUUUAGAUGGUAACUUAUGGACUCUUGUUUUUCCACGUCUCUUCUUUUAUAUUUAAUAUUCCUCUCAACAUGAUGAUUAACCAUCACCCGAGGUGUUUUGUUCUACUUUAGGUGAAAUGCUGGAACUCUGGUUUGCUGGUACAUCGAAAAUGUUUCACUCCACAAUGCUGUAGAUUCAUUUUGAGGAAAAAAUGUUCUCAUUGAAGUCCAUCACUCGGCAUUCAAAAAAACAAAAAAAAAAAAACAACUUCACUCCACGUCAAAAUUGUCGGUUUUUAAGUGUAGGUGCACUGUUUUUAAGAUGACAAUGAAUAUGUGAUUAGUUUUACCUCCUUUUGUAAAGAGCAGACAUUGCCUUCUUGAAAUGAUGACUAUCUCAUUUUGGAAUGAAACUCCACGUUGACAGAUCGAGACUUUUACAGUAGCCUUUGUGUUUGUAUCUGAUCAUAUUUACGUCCACCCACAGCAAACAGUUUGUUUAUCUGGACUGGGUUAGCGUACGUGUGUGUGUGUGAAUAUGUUGGUCCCAUUUUUAAAAAGGCCUAUUCACAGCACCAACAGCAAAUAUACCAGCCUUAAUUAUGUGUUAUAGACAGUUGCUAGUGUUAAUUCUGAAUUGGUAUUAGGAACAAAAAGGGACAGUAGCUAUAUUUAUUGUGGCCUCAGCAACACAUAGUGCAUUUUGCAUGAAUGGCGACCAGCCCACUCAUUCAAAAGACCUGAUGAUCUGAUGCAUGAGUGUUUCUAAAUUGCAUGGCCUUAUUAAGAAAAAAAAAAAACUGUAAAUUUUACUUUACUUUUAUUUUAUUUUAUUUUUAUCCAUUUCUCGGAAGUUUUAAAUUAUUUUUAUAUGUAUAAAAAGAAAAUGGAAAAAAUAGUAAAAAAGUGUCUUUGAGUAACAACACAACACAAUACAACAGUAAAACACACCAAUCAGUCUAUAGUCAUACAGCAAUAUCAAUAUCAGUGAUCUCUGUCAUUCCUUGGUCAGCAGAUGGUAAAAGACUUUAUACAAGUUGAAAUGCUAUGCCAUUGCCUCUUAUAUACCACAACGGUGUUGUGAUAUAUAGCCUAAUAUUACUUUAUUUAUCAAAGGAAAGCCAAAGCACAUUGAAAUUCACCCAAUGUCAAAUCAAUGCAGGUUUUCUAUGGACACUUGUGUCUGUCCGAGGUCAUUUGUAUGUAUGUUUAUGGUAUUCUAAAAAUAACACUAAUAUGGAAUUUCAUACAUGUGACGGUGUAGCCGGGAGCAGAGGGUGUGUUAUGUACAUACGGGGUUGGGUGAGCGAUUACGGCUCAUAUAUGGGUUCCAUUAUUUAUUUAUUUCAUAUUUAUUUGUAUCACUGCAUCCCCAGUUAGAAGUGUAAGCUAUGAAUUCUGUUAAUCUUUUACAAAUAGUAUGGUUUUGUACAUCGGUAAUUGGUCAAGUGUAAUUCUCACGCAGGCAGGGUUAAGUAUUGCCUGGAAUUACUGGUUGUCAAUAUUUGUGAAAUGUUUGUUAAGUAUUUAUUUACUCAUCGGUUGAGUUGCGUGCAGCCUAACUUAUUAUUCUGUAUCAUCACUUUGGAUCUGUAUCAUGUAAACUAAGAGAUAGAUUACAACCAAACUGUACUUUUUCCCCGCUUCACCCUGUAGCCUAAAAAUACUGCAGAAUGGUAGACUAGCUGUACUCUAGAUUUUAGUGCUACUUGCAUGUAUUGUAGCUAUGCAUUUACUUAGCUUCCAAGUUAGACAAAACGGUUUUGUAUUUUUUAUACAUAAUGUACUUUUUUUACUUGUCCCUUAAUAAAAGUAAUUUUGUGAGUUUUCUGGA
Messenger RNA from Myripristis murdjan (pinecone soldierfish), 3015 nucleotides. Its product is annotated as SIN3-HDAC complex-associated factor-like. The coding region runs from base 212 to 1048 and encodes 278 amino acids. Gene Ontology annotation, cellular component: Sin3-type complex. The record is from RefSeq and is a predicted model, not a curated record. The transcript has 6 exons. NCBI's taxonomy places the organism in Eukaryota, Metazoa, Chordata, Actinopteri, Holocentriformes, Holocentridae. Gene Ontology annotation, biological process: negative regulation of cell migration.